UCACAUGUAGCUGUAUUAUGCUUGCACUCUAAUCCUAGCUCUCUUGAAUUUGCCUCCGAGCUAUUAGGUCUGGCCCCCAGACUAAUAUUAUCAUAUGUAUGUACAUGUAGCUAGAUAAAUAUAGCCAUGAUGAAAGAUUCUACAGCUUCCAGGGAUGCAGAGAGCAUACAGAGGUCGGUCAAGAAGUCCACUGCAACACUGAAGAUGGUGGGGGCCACUGUCUGCAUUGCUGGAGUGGUGGCCACUUGGGUUGCAAUGGCCGAGGCUUUGCAGAACUUAAACAAGGAGUUUCCAAGUCCAUUCUUCAUGACCUACUUUAUACACAGCUCCUAUGCUCUCCUCUACGUCGGCUGGGCACUCUGGAGGUACUUCCCUUACUGUAUUACCAGUAACUCCUACUCUUGCAACAGAGCUGGGGAUGGGGCUCUCACUGACUUCAGAUCUCUUGCCAUAUGAUCGGGAAUAUUGGGUGCCCUGUCUUUCAUCCAAGGCUAUGCCUGGUAUCUCUCCCUUACACGAACCAACAUACCUUCAAACACGGCCAUCUACCAAUCUGUGUCUGCUAUUGUAUUCAUCAUCUCAGUCCCAAUACUCAAGGAGAGGGUCACUGUCCUAAAGAUACUGUGUGUGCUGGUGAGUAUUGGAGGUGUGUUUAUGGUGGCCUUCUUCUCAACUGACAAGAACAACUGCUCACCAGCUAUUGUAAGCAACUUUACUAACAGUUCUACUGGCUCUGGAUUUUAUGAGGAUGACCCCUGUGAACCCGAGCAAGAGACGAGCACUCCUAUUGGAUUCGUGCUCUUGAUUGGUUCUGUGUGCACUUAUGCUGUCUAUGAAGUACUCUACAAGAAGUUUGCAACAAAGAAAAAUGAUUCAUCUGCUACUGUUAAUGGUCUCCGUGUCCUUGGCUAUACGGGAGUCCACACACUGCUGUGGAUGUGGCCACCAUUUAUCAUCCUCCACUACACUGGCUUUGAGCCCUUCCAUUUCCCUGCUACAAUGGAGCUGCUUGGACUACUGGUACUGAAUGCUCUCAUGGAUAUUACGUUCUUUGGGUGUCUGCUGGUCUGCAUUGCUCUAUCAUCACCACUCUAUGCAUCAGUUGGCUCCAUAUUGGCCAUUCCAGCAUCUGUGGUGGUAGAUCUAAUCAUCCAUCAUUUCCUGCCCUCCUGGAAAGUGUUUGUGGGCAUUGUACUCAUUUUGAUCGGAUUUACUGGAUUCGUUAUAUCCCAAAUUCGAGAGAUGCAAAUUGAAAAAAAAUACAAGAGGACACCAGAGCCUGUGAAUGAGGGCGACCCUUUAUUAAAGCAUAAGAACACUGCAGCAGCUUUUACUCGUCGUACUCAUAAUGCAUGGAGGGACAGGCUGUGCACAUAUUUAUUUUAGCCCCUACCGUAAUAUUCCUUUUAAUUUUGUUUAUCCUAAUAAUUA
Halichondria panicea is the source of this 1431-nucleotide messenger RNA. RefSeq names its product solute carrier family 35 member F5-like. Lineage: Eukaryota; Metazoa; Porifera; Demospongiae; Suberitida; Halichondriidae. The transcript has 7 exons. The record is from RefSeq and is a predicted model, not a curated record. Bases 655 to 1386 code for a protein of 243 amino acids.